Molecule: messenger RNA, 489 nt
Organism: Porites lobata
Lineage: Eukaryota; Metazoa; Cnidaria; Anthozoa; Scleractinia; Poritidae
Source: the annotation of a GenBank genome assembly
AUGAGUGUACUAAUCGACAAGUUCCCAACACGAUCGCAGGAACUCUUGCAAUAUGUUAGUUUAAUUAGAUACGCAGCCCGCGUGCACAAAGGGUUAGGAUGGGCCAUUUAUGACUUUAAGUUUCGCCAGAAAGCUAGCGUCAAUAAGUCUAUUAAUUGGUCAGUGGUUGACACUCAGCUUUGGUUAACCAUUUUCACCGUGUCACCAGCGAUACUCAAAGAAGAGUAUCCGCUUUUUUCAAAUGGACCCCAGCGAAAUGUGUCUACAACAGGGGAUGCGAACAGAGGCACAUGCAACUUUUACAAUAGGAGUGGCACAUGUAAUAGAGACCCCUGCUAUUUCAGACAUGUGUGUAACAGAUGUAGUGGAUUACACCCAAGGGUUGACUGCCCGGUCCACCCUGUGCGGCAACCAGAGCGGGAAGGGGGGAGGCAUAGAGAAAGUGACCAUGGUGGAAGCUCAAAGUCAAGUUCCUCUCAUCGAAAGUGA